Molecule: messenger RNA, 5373 nt
Organism: Sarcophilus harrisii (Tasmanian devil)
Lineage: Eukaryota; Metazoa; Chordata; Mammalia; Dasyuromorphia; Dasyuridae
Gene: DCAF10
Product: DDB1 and CUL4 associated factor 10
Exons: 8
Coding region: 87-1979 (630 amino acids)
Cellular component (GO): Cul4-RING E3 ubiquitin ligase complex
Molecular function (GO): protein binding
Source: RefSeq, a predicted model, not a curated record
GCGGCGGCGGCGGCGGCGGCUGAAGGGGCGGCCCGGGAGCUGGGGCUGGGACUGGCGGGGGUGGCGCGUCGGCGUUGCCGUCGGUCAUGUUCCCCUUCGGGCCCAGCAGCCCCGUCGGGGUUGAGGAGGAACUAGCUGGGGAUGACCUGGGCUUCGUGAGCCGAAGCGAGGGGCGGUCGCACGAGGGGAGCGGAGCGGCGGCGUCCGGGCCUGCCUCCUCUCCUUCCUCUCCGCAGCCCAGCGACCCCUCCUCUAGCCCUCCCCGAGAACCCCGCGAGCCGCGAGACCCCCGCGAUCCUCGCACGCCUUUUCUGACAGUCACCGCCGGCCCGGCGACGGCGGCGACCUCGGCGGCGACUUCGCGCUCUGGGGAGCUCGCGACUGGAGCCAAGGGCGAGCCGAGCCCCGGGUCCCCGCGCGCCCCCCUCGUCCCUUCCUCCCCCCCCGAUUCUCCCACGGCCCACUCCACGGCCGCCGCCGUCGCAGCCUGCCCAUCCGCCUUCACCUUCUUCUCCAGUCGUGUCGCCGCCGCCGCCUCCGGCUCGGGCUCGGGCUCCCCGGAGCCCAAGCGCGGGGGGGCCGGGCCGACAGGACGCCCCGUGGGCAUCCCGCUCUUCCGUUGGCUGAAGAGCCGCAGCCUGGGCCGGGGGCUCUACGUGGACCCAGCCCGAGACAACUUCCGCACGAUGACCAGCUUGUACAGCUCCAUCCACCCCGCGGAUUCGGUGUACCUCAGCACCCGCACUCACGGCGCAGUCUUCAACCUGGAGUACUCCCCCGACGGGUCAGUGUUGACAGUUGCUUGUGAACAGACUGAAGUUCUUCUUUUUGACCCCAUAUCUUCGAAGCAUAUAAAAACACUUUCUGAAGCUCAUGAAGACUGUGUAAAUAAUAUCAGGUGUCUUUUGUGGAUUUUUGAUGUAAUAGAACGGAGCUGGGGUUUCUCCAGGUUUCUGGAUAAUAGACUGUUUGCAACAUGCUCUGAUGACACUACAAUAGCCCUUUGGGAUCUGAGAAAAUUAAAUUCAAAAGUGUGCACUUUACAUGGUCAUACUAGUUGGGUGAAGAACAUUGAAUAUGACACUAAUACAAGACUCUUAGUUACAUCAGGAUUCGAUGGAAAUGUCAUCAUUUGGGACACUAACAGGUGCACAGAAGAUGGAUGCCCACAUAAGAAAUUCUUUCAUACACGCUUCCUUAUGCGGAUGAGGUUAACACCAGACUGUUCCAAAAUGCUGAUUUCAACCUCUUCUGGUUAUCUUCUGAUUUUACAUGAUCUUGACUUAACAAAAUCUUUAGAGGUUGGAAGCUAUCCAAUUUUGAGGGCAAGAAGAACUACAUCGAGUACAGAUGCAGCUACUUCUCCAAGUUCAUCUGCUCCUAGAACUUCUGGUUCACCUUGUCAUCAUAGUGAUUCUGGUUCAUUAUCUGACAAAAAUGUGUCAAGAUCCUCUCAACGAGAAGGUGUGUCACCUCGUAAUAGUCUUGAAGUUUUAACACCAGAAGUUCCUGGUGAAAGGGAUCGUGGUAACUGCAUUACAUCUUUACAACUACAUCCUAAAGGUUGGGCUACUCUUUUACGGUGUUCUAGUAAUACAGAUGAUCAGGAGUGGACCUGUGUCUAUGAAUUCCAAGAAGGGGCUCCAGUACGACCCGUCUCACCUCGUUGUUCUCUAAGAUUGACUCAUUAUAUUGAGGAAGCUAAUGUAGGCAGGGGAUACAUCAAAGAACUUUGUUUCAGCCCUGAUGGUCGAAUGAUUUCUUCCCCACAUGGCUAUGGGAUCCGCUUAUUGGGAUUUGACACUCAGUGCAAUGAACUUGUUGACUGCUUACCCCAAGAAGCUAGUCCUUUGCAGGAAAUUCGUUCUCUCUACUCUCACAAUGAUGUGGUUCUGACAACCAAGUUCUCUCCUACACAUUGUCAGAUUGCCUCAGGGUGCCUUAGUGGACGCGUAUCUUUGUAUCAGCCAAAGUUUUAGGCACAACUGACAUCAAAAAAGGAAUUCUUCUGGUGUUGGACUUCUAAAUUACUUCAGUUUAGGUGAAGUAUUUUCUUUAUAGAUCUUGUAAGUGUGGUUCAAGAUCCUCAUUCCUAGGGGUCCAUGAACAUCCUAACAAUGACAUAGGAGUACUCAGUCUAGCACUGGAUGUUUGAUACUACAUCUCUAAGUCAGACUCUAUGCAUUGUCUUUCCUCUUCAGCAUUCCUCUGCUCCUGCUGAUCCUGUGCCAUUGUUCCUCUGGUUAUGUUGCACAGUAGCUCUUGUCAGGACUUUUCUUUGGGUGUGACUCUUUGUAGACAUUGGGCAGGAUUUUUGGUUGGGGUAGAAGAAAACUGGUCCUAGUACCGAAUAAAACCUAGAACUUUGAUGUUGGCAUAUUGGUUGUUACAAACGAAAUUUUAUCUUGUCCAUUCAUUUGGCCCUUUUAAAUUGCCAUUAUUUCACUAUAAAGACUAGAUAAUGAAAAUGUUCUCAUACGUAUUAGAUUAGAUUUUAUCAUAAUGACCUUUGGAGUUUAUUAAAAUUGCUAUACUAGUUUUCACAACAUGAGGGAUUUUGUUUAUUGUAAAAUACUAGAAAAAUGUUGUCAUGUCUCUGUAAUUUGUUUCCUUUGUGUGAAGUUAAAUUGCUAGUUUCCUUACUGUGUAUACUUGUUUUUAUUGACAGCUCUGAGAAGUGAAGAAAGGGACUUUUUCCAGUGGUGCAAAAAAGGUUCUGCUGGCUUAGCAGAAAGCAUUUAUUAUUGAGAUGGGAGAAGCAUUUAGACACUUCUGUCAUCUUCUUUGCUGCAAUCUAUAUAGUGUAGUAGAAAUUGUUAUACUACCUGGGGCAAAUCAAUGAGUAAAGAUGCCCUCACUUACUCUGCUUUCUUCCCUUAUUCCCAUUGGGGAAAAUUGUGUGUAAGAAUACUGAGUUCUUUGAGAACUCUUAAUUUGUUUCAUUAGUGUUAUAUUUGUUAGUUGAGAACUCCAGCUCUAUUUCCAAGCUAAUUGUCUAGUUAUCAUAAUGAUAUUAUUGAUAUUGUGACUGUAUUGAAUGAAAUGUAAUAUAAGAGCACAUAUUGAAUAGGUUUCAUAUUUAAACAAGGGCUGGAAGUCCUUUCCCCCCUUUUCUUUUCCCUCCUUCCUUCCUUUUCCUCUUUUUUUUUUUUUAUCAUGGGCCUGAAAAUCAUUGGCCUAUGAGCAACAAUCAAGGGCCAUCCUCAAGAAAUGACAAUUAUUCACAGGUUGCCAUGCCAAUGCAAACAUCCUCUCACCCACUGUUAUUGCUAAGUAACUAUCAUUGGUACUUGCAUGUAUUAAAAUAUUACUUUAGUAGAUCUAUAUUUGUAGAAUACUUGUGAAGAGUUAGAUUAUAAAUUAAGUAGUAGCUCAGGCCUAGCUCUUGGACCAGAGAACACAUAUCCCAGCUUAGGCAGUAAACUUCAGAACUACAAAAAUAUUGAUAUAGUUAUACCAAAUGAAGCCAGUUUCAAAACCUAUUGAGCCAAUCGGAUUCUAAGAAUUUCAUUCAUAAAGAAAAAAGGGUAUUUUUUUUGUAUCUUAGUAUUUCAGUAAUCAAUAUAUAUGACAUUUCUUAAUAAGCCCUCAUAACCAAUCAUUCAAAUGUACAAAUGUGCCUCAUUUUAGCCAGUAGAUACAUUCCUCGUAUUUUGGGGAAAUUUCUGUCCACUUAAUCAUUUUCUCACUGAUUUGUAUUAUAUAAUUGGGAGAUGCUUUUCUGUAGAAAAAUGUUGCCACAAGAAAUAAUAAAAACCACUCUUGUGCAUGCAGAGAAUCUCUUUAUGUAAUAUAUUUAGAGAAAAAUAAUUUGGGGGGGAAGGGGAAGGUCCUUAGACAAUGCUACUAGCCAAAAUAAAUGAAGUCACAAAAUGCAGUUUAUUACAUGGAAACAUACCACAAAUUGCGUCCCCUUGGGACAAAUUCAUCUAGGAUAAAGCUGUCAAGUCAUGUUCCUUGGCAUUUUACAAUUCAUUUAUUGGCUCUCUCAGUAAAGAUAAUUAUUGGUUUUUAAGAACUAAAGGUUUUUUGAGAUUUGAAAGAUUUUUGUCUUAGGGUGGAUGGAUAGUGACUGUUAGUGACUGUCAUGCUAUUUAGUAUCCUUAGAAGUUCGUUGUGGAAAGUGUUGGCAUAAUUUUCUGCACAGGUGGGGUAUCAGGUACCCACUAAAGACUCUUCUCAUGUUUUAUUACCUUGAGCAUGAAUUCCACUUGUGGCAAAUUAAAUCUUCUUUAAUUGGGACACAAUUUCCUAACAAAUGUCUCAAGGAAUAAGUAGAUGUUAUAUAAUGAAAGUGGAGAUAAGCCCCAAAUAAAAAAUUAAAAUUUUAAGACCUGCUUAGACUUUGUAGAUCCUAAAUUUUGUUAAUAAUGUUCUGUAAUGACUGCACAGUAACCAGCAUGUAUUAAGUAGAAAAAGAAAACAGCAUCCAAGGAGUGUUGUACUUUACCUAAAGCAAUGAAUUUUUUUUUUAAUUUCUAUUUUAAGUUAAUUUUUUUCAAAUUAGUUACAUCUUAUAGUAAUAAAAAUUCAAUCUGUUGUUAUUUCAUGUUAAAUCUAUUCAUUUUUUAUUCAUAAUAGGUUAUAAAACUUAAAGGUAUAUUGAGAGUAUUCCACUUUUAAAUAUUUUCUAGUCCUCAUCAGCUUACUUAAAAGUCAUGAUAUAUUGUACAGUCUAUUAAGAGAACAGAACUUUUGGGCUUUGUUGAGGGUCCUGAGUAUAAACAAAUGUAUACCUAACUGCCUACAUUCAGGGAUAGAGGAGUGGGUGGCAAAUUCAGUUUUAAUGUGUGUUUAAUAUAUUUAACCUAAGGUGCUAAAGCAUUUUUUUCAUUUGUUCUCAAGCUAUUCCUUGGAAAGGUAUCAAUAUUACUUGAUAACAUUAUACUAUUAGGGGGACAAGUAGAAAAAUGUUAUUGAAUUAGUCAUUCAUUGGUAGAUUUUACUCUGGAAAAAAGAUCUUUUUCCUCCCACUUGGUUUUAUUUUCUAAAGCAGAUAAUAAAGGAGGUACAGAAACAUUAUAAUAGUUGAUGACAAUCAAAUAUUUGUGAGCUAACAAUAAAUGAUGUGUAAAAUUAUGUACCUUAAUCUAUCUGGUAUAUCUUUCCAAGAAUGAAUUAUACACAAAUGAAUUUUCCAGGUAAAACUUAUGUCUUUCAAACAUCACUUUGGAUUAAAAACUUCCUUAUAUUCAGGAUCAUUAUGAAUGUCAGUUAUUGAACAGUAAUGUUCUUAGAAGAUGAAUAGAACUGUAAGGCACUAUGAUAAAUGACCAUGGACUUAAGACUGUGGUUUUUUCAGUUGUCUUUUUCUAGCUGUCAGUGUUUGUCUUGAUCAUUUAAAAAAAAAAAAAAAAAAGUCCUGCUUCUAAA